UUUUUUUUUUUCUUUUUUAAUUAUAAUAAUAAUAAUCUCUAUUUCCCACAAUGGCUUUUACUGCUUCAGAUAUUUGUAAAAUUAUUUUUGCUGUUAUUUUACCACCUCUUGGCGUCUUUCUUGAAAGAGGAUGUACUAUUGAUCUUUUAAUUAAUAUUGGUUUGACUUGUCUUGGUUAUAUUCCUGGUAUCAUUCAUGCACUUUAUAUUAUACUAAAGUACUAGAAACAGAAUCAAUAUCGAGAUAAUUUAAACUCCUAUUUACUUAUUAUGCUACUACUAACUACAACUACUAACUACUACUACUACGAACAAAACCGUCAGAAGAACACGACAACCUCCUCUUACUUUCUUUUUUUUUCUUUUUCUUUUUCUCUUUUUCUUUUUCUUUGCUUAAUAUGAAAUAAUAAACUGUAUAUUUAUAUAUAAACUUAGUAGCAGCAUAUAUGCUAUAAUUAUUAUGUAAUUCUCGUUAUU
This is a messenger RNA of Cokeromyces recurvatus, 476 nucleotides long. RefSeq names its product plasma membrane proteolipid 3. Gene Ontology annotation, cellular component: membrane. The transcript has 3 exons. Bases 51 to 224 code for a protein of 57 amino acids. The record is from RefSeq and is a predicted model, not a curated record. NCBI's taxonomy places the organism in Eukaryota, Fungi, Mucoromycota, Mucoromycetes, Mucorales, Mucoraceae.